AAAUUUGUAAAAAAUAUAAAAUUCCUCCUCAACUCCCAACUGCUACUUCUUCUUCUUCUACUUCUACUUCACCUAGUUCUUCCAAUUUUCCCAAAACUCUCAUAAAACAUCACAACAACACAAUUACAUACACCUAACUAACUCAUCAAUCAUCACCUCAAUCUUCAUCAACCCAAACAAACACAACCUUCUACCAAAAUCCACAUAACCUUAAUAAUCAUAAUCAUAAUCUCAAACACAAAAACCCAUUUCCUUAAAACUCAACCAAACAGAACCUUUCUAUACAUUCUUUCAUCUCCACCAUGCUUCACCGUAAACUCUUUCAAUCUCAGCCGUCCACUUCAUCAUCCUCACCACAACCACCUCACCAUCACAACCACCACAUCCUAAUCCCUCUCCUCGCCGGAACCGCCGUUGUACUAACUCUCCUCCUCUUCUUCACCUUCCUCCGCCGCCGCACCCGAAAAAAAUGCACAUCACCAUUCUCCAUCACCGACGAUGAUCCACCCCACCGUUACUCCUACUCCCUCCUCCGCCGUGCAACAAACUCGUUCUCCAACCCACUCGGCCAUGGCGGCUUCGGCACCGUCUUCUCCGGCACACUCUCUUCAAUACCAAUCGCUGUUAAGCUCAUGGAUACUUCCUCUCAUCAAGGUGAACGCGAAUUUCACAACGAACUGUUCUUCGCUUCAAAGCUUCGUUCUCUUUAUAUAAUUCCUCCGUUAGGGUUUUCGUCUGAUCCAAAACGACGUCGUUUUCUACUUGUUUAUCCUUUAAUGCAAAACGGUAAUCUUCAAGAUGCACUUUUGAAGCGUAAGUGUUCUGAACUUUUUAAUUGGGAAAAAAGAUUUGAAAUUGUGUUGGAUAUUGCUAAAGGACUUUGUUAUCUUCACUCUUUUGAUCCUCCUGUUAUACAUGGUGAUAUAAAACCUAGUAAUAUUCUUUUAGAUUGUGAUUUUAAUGCUAAAAUCGGCGAUUUUGGACUUGCUCGGUUGAAAUCGGAGCCGGUUAGGGUUGAUGUUGAGCUUUUGGGUAUUGAUAGUGAUGAUGAAAUGAAGAAAAGGAAUGAAAAUGAUGAUUUGGAGUGUGGUGGUGUUCAGGUUGUGAUUGAUGAUUGUGGAUCUGUGGAUAGUGUGCAUACUGGUUUUUUUGAAGAGGGUGGUAAUUUGGGUGUGGAGCAAUCUUCGGUGGCUUCGCCGGAAACUGUUGAGAUGAGAAUGACUAUGACAAUGGCAUUGGCGGCGUCACCGGGUUUUGAUAAGGGGAGUGUAAAGAGUGAGAAGGAUGUUGUUGGUGUUGAGGAUGGUAAGAGAAUUGGGAAAGGGUUGACGAGUAAUUUGGUUAGGGAUUGGUGGUGGAAACAGGACAAUGAGGUCGCGGGUUUGACACCGGUUGGCGAAGGUAAGAAGGUGAAGGAUUAUGUGAUGGAUUGGAUUGGUAGGGAAGUGAAAAGUGAAAAGAGUGAAUUGGCGGGUGUGAAGAUGGGUAAGCAGGAGAUGAAGGAGAAGAAGAACAGGAAGCAGAAAUUGGAAUGGUGGGAAUCAAUGGACGAUGAAAAUUUUGGCGGGGUCGUGAAGAAGGAGAAGAAAAAGUCGGUGAGGGAAUGGUGGAAGGAGGAGUAUUGUGAAGAGGUUGCAAAGGAGAAAAAGAAGAGGAAGAAGAAUAAGAAGACGAAAAAGGGUGUAGAAAUUAACGAUGACAUUAGCAAUGAUGAUAAUUGGUGGAUGAGUGAUGAUGCAUUAUAUGGGGAUAAAAAGAAGGAAAAGAGAAGAAGCAGGAAUAAUCGUGGUAGUGUCGAUUGGUGGUUAGACGGAUUUAGUGGUGAGCUAUGGCGAGCACGCAGGAAUAGCUUCGAUUCAGCUAGUGGAGACAUUCCAAAAAGUGGUGGUGUGAGUAGUACUCCAAGUAUGAGAGGAACCAUUUGUUAUGUUGCUCCCGAGUGUGGCUAUGGUGAUGAUGUCUCCGAAAAGUGUGACGUUUAUAGCUUUGGGAUCUUGUUGCUUGUUAUCAUUUCUGGGAGACGUCCACUUCAAGUGACCGGUUCACCGUUGUCAGAGUUUCAAAGAGCUAAUCUUUUGUCAUGGGCACGCCACUGUGCAAGAAACGGGAAGCUCACUGAGCUGGUUGACGAGUCUAUUCAGUCAUUGAAUAAGGACCAAGCUCUGAUCUGCAUCAAAGUGGCUUUACUAUGUUUGCUUAAGUCACCUGUUCGACGUCCUUCAAUGAAGGAGGUUGUUGGGAUGCUUAGUGGCGAGUUAGAACCACCCCAAUUACCUGUUGAGUACUCACCUUCAACUCCUUCUCGCUUUCCUUUCAAAUCCAGGAAGAAAGGCCAAGGCCGGUAAGUUGGUUAGUCACUAUCACAUAACCGAUAUUCAUCAUUAGCUACAGUAAUAUACUUGCAGUCGUAGUUUUCAAAUGACAGUUUCUUGUAUAGGGAUUUAUGUUCUCGCCAUAGAUAGAAGUUUACUUUCUUUUCUUUUCAUUUUGGUUGCUUUUAUUCUUGAUACCACUAUAGCAUAUGGUUUGGAGUUUGAUCUUUGUACAUUAACUUACUUCAUAUAUAUUUUUUCAUACUGAUUUGUAAUA
Molecule: messenger RNA, 2589 nt
Organism: Trifolium pratense (red clover)
Lineage: Eukaryota; Viridiplantae; Streptophyta; Magnoliopsida; Fabales; Fabaceae
Product: receptor-like serine/threonine-protein kinase At4g25390
Exons: 1
Coding region: 303-2345 (680 amino acids)
Biological process (GO): protein phosphorylation
Molecular function (GO): ATP binding; protein kinase activity
Source: RefSeq, a predicted model, not a curated record